CUGCACGUCUGUACUGUUCUCAGCUUUUGAUUGUUUUGUGUAUAUUUACAUAUAUGUUGUUUUGGGGCUGUUGGUCUGAUGGUCAGUGAACUGCAUAAUGGGUUUGUUAUCAGUUACCAUGAAAGUAAGGUAGUAGCUCUAGUCAGCAGGUUUACUUUUCUUCUUUCGUUGUGUUACUGAUAGAUAUCCCCUUUAUUUUCCCUGUCAGCCACCUCAGAGUGGAUUCAGUUUUUUAAGGAUGCAGGGAUCCCAGCUGGACUCGCAGUCACUUAUGCAGUUUCCUUUGUGGACCACAGAAUUCAAAAGAACAUGCUGAUGGACCUCAGUAAAGACAUCAUGAUGGACCUCGGCAUUACGGUUAUUGGUGACAUCAUUGCCAUUCUGAAACAUGCCAAGCAGGUCCACAGGCAGGACAUGUGCAAAAUGGCAACUGAGGCCAUCUCCUCAGGACAGACCAGUGUUCAAGCUGAGCUUAGAAGGACCGCCAAAACCCCUGCUACUCGUAUGAUUGCCAAUGCCUUGAGCCACGACUCCCCUCCAGUCACUCCAGCUCGCCGACCAGACAACCGUCUGUCCGUUACAGUGUCCAACACACAAGCAAACAAGAACCACAAAGCAGUUGUGAGUCAGCCGGCUGAUGAGGGGAACAGUCUGCCAGCAGUGAAGCGCCGACGUGUGACUGCCGAGAUGGAAGGCAAGUACAUCAUCAACAUGCCAAAGGGCACCACGCCUCGCACACGCCGAAUCCUAGCCCAGCAGCCCACCAAGAAAGGCUUGAAGCGGACUUCUGUGUUUGAACGGCUUGGAGCCGAGUCGAUGGCAGACACAACCAUGGGUGACAGCAAGCCCACCGGUGUGUUCAGUCGGCUGGAUGGAGGAGGCGAAGGAGAGGAGGCCCCGCAGCCGGGAAGUCUGACGGCAAACCGGGACCAGGGCGACGACAGCGACGGCGAAGGCUCCGUCCUCCAGUACGCAGGCGUCCUGAAGAGACCCCCUCCCGCCCCGAAGAAGGCGCAGGCGAAAAAAGCCGCCCCCACCACCCUGCGACGCCUGGGAGCCAAAUUUAAACGGCCCCCCUCCGAGGCUCCCACGUCCUCCUCUACCUCAUCGCAAAACGGCGUCCCGCCCGCCAAGAUCAGCAUCCUGAAGAGACUGGGAAAGCUCCCCGCCACAAACGCCGCCGCGCCUCUGGCAGCCGCAGACACGCAGGACAACAGAGUGACCAGCACCAGACCCAAAGUCCAGCAGAGAGCCACCAUAGCCAGCUCCAACGUGAGCAGCAGCACCGGGGCCGGCGGAGGUGGGGGAGCCGGGGGAGCAGAGUCAGGGGGCGCCAAGAUGGACGUCCAGGCUGUCAGUGUUUUUAAGAGACUGGGCAGUAAGAAAACCUAGCGCACUUCGCAGAAAUGAUACUCUUUCUAUGUGUUAUUUAUAGAGUUUGUAUCAGCACCUUUUUGCAUUCAUCUGCAAAUUGUUUACUUGAGUUUUUGUUUGGUUUCGUCUGGGGGGGGUAUAGACAUUUUAAAAUGCAGCUCUAAGCUGGUUAUCAUUAUUGUCAUAUCUGUUUCGAACACUGAAGUCAUGCUGCCGUGGAAAAGUCACUUUUGUGUUAUGUCGGAGCUUUUUAUUCUGAAGGCGCGGUAUUUUAUGUUGCUCUGUCAUCAGGCUAUUUGUAGUGUCACUCUCACUUCUGCCAUCGGUCGUAUUUUGGACGCAUCUCUUUUAUUGCGUUCGUGCACAGGAGGAAUGAGCAUGACCACAAACAAUCUACCACAAUGGUAGUCUCAUUUUUUCUCCAGUGAUUUAGGUCUUAGGGGUUUGCUGCCCACUCACCUUUCCUCAAAUCUCCCCAGCUUGUUGCUCCUCCUAUUGAAAUGUUGCCAUAAUUAUGUAGAUUUUUGCCUGAAUGCUUCAUAUGUUUCCAACGUUUUGAGCAAAUCGUAAAAUGUAGACGUUGAGUACGUGAGGCUGGGUGUACACAGGAGAGACAGGGAUGGUUUUUAUCACUGUACUUUUAACUUUGACCUGAAAAUGACUCCCGCAUCAUGUUUUAAAAAUACGAAAUGUGCAAAUGUGUGCAAACGAACAGAUUCACAGGUUUGACCUUUGAGUGGCGACCAUAAAAGAAAGCAAAUGGUGACACAGAGUUACCUCACCGAGUAUUUAAACCAAGGAAAAUCAACUCACCUCUUCCUCUGCUUGCUGAGUAGAUGUUCACUCCCAUGUCAGUUUUUCUACUGUAAGACAGAACGUUUUCUUAUGACUUCCUACUUGAAAACCAGAUCAGUGGAGUAUUGCUUAUUUUCCAAUGCAAUGUACAGAUUUGAUAUUCUGGAUUUAAUUCAGAACAGAAUCCGUUCUGUUGCUUAUUUUUCUAUGGGAAUGUUCUGUUUAUCCUGAAUCCAACUGAAGAACCUCACUGGGGCCAUCGGGCCUUUCGUGGGGCCGCUGAACUUUAUCUCCAGUAUGGAAAUCUCCCGAACCACGUAUGAACCUUUCACACUGUAAAUAACUUUGAAAUGUUUUUGAUGUUUUAAGAAACAAAGUAGAGCACACUAUAAAUUCACAGGAAAAUGCUCAAAUAUCAACGGAAAUAUAUUCUAAAGUUAAAAACUAGGAAAACGGGUCCAAAUAUCUGAGCCGUUUUGUAUUUUUCCUCCCCCAGAGGGAAACUUAACAGCCUAACUAACCCGUGUAGGUAUCAGCAUACGAUAGCAGAGUCAAUAAGAGAAGAUUAAGCAGCUCAUUCAUCCAAAACAGUUUUUUCAGCAUUUCCCUGCCCGCAGUGACAUUUCAGCUGUGCGGCUUUAGCUGAACACUCAGAGCAUUAUGGUAAUCACGUUUCCUGAGAAGAUGCCAGUAACUGCUGCUGGAUAAUCAUAACAUCCAUAGAGCACACUUUCUAGAGUCAUUUAAACCAUUGCAGCAUAUAUUUGUGGCAGCAUCAGCAUCCUUCUCAAUCAUACAUGCAGUUAGUGGCUCCUGAGGUAUAACUGGAAUAAGAGAGAAAGCUGAAUUGCCUGUCAAAACAUGAGGAAGCUACAAUAAUAUAAUGUAAAGAUGACGGGGGUUUUUCUGACAAAAACCAUCACGGAAAAGAUAUUUUAGUCCCAUCUCUUAAAAAUACAUUUUGAUAGAUACAAUGUUAUUUUAAGACUGAUGACAGUGUUUUGUUUUUUGCUAUCAUACACAAUGCAUUCAGCUGCAGGCAUUUAACAGUGAGAUUAACUCAUGAGCCCAACCACCAUUGAAACACCAGAAAAUUGUUAUAUCAAUCUUAUGAAAAUCUUUUUUUUUUGGCAUGGCUGUAAGUGUAAGGGAUCUCAUAUAUCUUUUAAAAGAUUACGGACAUUGGAUAGAAAGAAAUAAUUAUCUGCUGGUACUGAGGAGCUCCAACGUCCAUUGAACAAGGAGUCUUUUACUGAAAAGAAUUCCCCAUAUCGACCAUCUUGGAAAAUGUGUCUGAUCUCAUGACACAAAGCAUCAGAAUCAUGCUGUAUUGUGAGCAAAAGGGAGAGGAUGAUAAUGUAAAUGUAUCAAAGGUUAGAGCAGAUUAUUUACCCCCACCCUUGUUAAAGCGGGAACAGCUGUCUGUAUUUUGGGAAACUGUCUGAUCACAAGUCUAAUAAAGAAGUGACACCGAAACACACCAGGAGCCUGAUCUUUGAAGCCCCCAGUACGUCCAUCUGUCAGUCCCCCCCCACAUCCACGCAUUGAUGUGUGAAACCAACAUGUGUUGACCUCAUGUCACACGUAUCUGCUGGUUUUCAACUAGACCGACAUUCAGCGCAUUGCCUCAAUUCACGUCACGCAAUUAAAAACAAUUUCAAGGGAGGGGGUUACAGAAAUGACUUCGAUUUUACACAACUGAAAAAAUGAAGGAUGAUACUGGACAAUAAAGGGUUAACAGAAACAGUCACUGCUGGUCAAGAUUGAACAUAUAAGGACAUAAAGCAACUGUAGAAAGGGGCAUGAUGACCAACGGGUGACCACAGAGGCACCAGCAACACACACACGUUAAAAAAAAAAUCUGAGUAAACAAAUGUAUAAAAUGAGCAAAGGAGGUAAAAAAAGAAUAUAUGCAAAAAUGACCUCAUACUAUAGAAAACAUCUGGUAAGUUUACUCUUGGAAAACAUCUGUAUCUGCAUGCUUUGUUG
Menidia menidia (Atlantic silverside) is the source of this 4158-nucleotide messenger RNA. NCBI's taxonomy places the organism in Eukaryota, Metazoa, Chordata, Actinopteri, Atheriniformes, Atherinopsidae. The record is from the annotation of a GenBank genome assembly.